AUGGCUCCCAGGAGUAGAUCUGGAUGCUUGACCUGCCGAUCACGAAAGCUCAAGUGUAGCGAGGAGAGACCCAUCUGCGCACAAUGUCUGAAAGCGAAUCGAGAAUGCAUCCCCAGUUCGGGAAUUACGUUUCGUCAUCAGCAAAACCCAUCGAUGAAUGGAGGCGACAAGGGUGACGGGAGCUUGAAGAGCUUCUACGGCUACAAAGAAACGUUCGACGAGAGAACGACCUGGGUGGCCAUUCCAAAGGACUUGACGUUCAUACACACGAGCAACCCUUACGAAGACGAGGAUGGAGAGGUCAUCCGUGAUGAUGCGCUAUUCAAUCAGACAUCAGAUUUCAACACCGGCCGAUUAGAAUCCGACUUCACAUUCAACCAGGCGUCAUAUCCUGCCUAUGCUACUCAUGGGCUCGAAGCCUUAAGUGCGGUCGCCAGCCAAGACCAGUACAGCUACGGCCCUACUCCACAGGCUUCUAUGGAAACCAAUCAAUCCACUGCCUCACUGCUUGCUCAGGCCGCGACAUCCAUUGCCUCUCCAGAAGCGACUGAUGCACCACCCCCGAAUCUGGAAGACAUGCUGGUUUCGACAUCACACGUACCUUCGGACGAGGCGAAUAUAGAUCCCCAGCUGCACUCACCCAAAGAAGAAAACCCGACGUCGCCUUUGCAGAUGCGAAUCCUAUGA
Molecule: messenger RNA, 687 nt
Organism: Dissoconium aciculare CBS 342.82
Lineage: Eukaryota; Fungi; Ascomycota; Dothideomycetes; Mycosphaerellales; Dissoconiaceae
Exons: 3
Coding region: 1-687 (228 amino acids)
Biological process (GO): positive regulation of transcription by RNA polymerase II
Cellular component (GO): nucleus
Molecular function (GO): zinc ion binding; DNA-binding transcription factor activity, RNA polymerase II-specific; transcription cis-regulatory region binding
Source: RefSeq, a predicted model, not a curated record